GCGAGAGCGGCCGAGCGCGCGGGGCGCACCGCGGAGGGAGGCGGGGAAGCCGCCGCCGCCGCGCCCGCCCCUUCCCCCGCCGCCCGCCCCCUCUCCCCCCGCCCGCCGCCCGCCCGCCGCCUUCCUCCUCGCCUGCUGCCUUCCCCGCGGCCGGCCGCUCCUCGCCGCAGCCCGGAGCGCAGGCCGCGGCGGCCGCGGCGGCCGAGUCCGCAGCCAUGGCCUCGGGCGACACCCUGUACAUCGCCACGGACGGCUCGGAGAUGCCGGCCGAGAUCGUGGAGCUGCACGAGAUCGAGGUGGAGACCAUCCCGGUGGAGACCAUCGAGACCACGGUGGUGGGCGAGGAGGAGGACGACGACGAGGACGAGGACGAGGACGGCGGCGGCGACCACGGCGGCGGGGGCGGCCCCGCCGGCCACCACCACCACCACCACCACCACCACCACCACCCGCCCAUGAUCGCGCUGCAGCCGCUGGUCACCGACGACCCGAGCCAGGUGCACCACCACCAGGAGGUGAUCCUGGUGCAGACGCGCGAGGAGGUGGUGGGCGGCGACGACUCGGACGGGCUGCGCGCCGAGGACGGCUUCGAGGACCAGAUCCUCAUCCCGGUGCCCGCGCCGGCCGGCGGCGACGACGACUACAUCGAGCAGACGCUGGUGACCGUGGCGGCGGCCGGCAAGAGCGGCGGCGGCGCGGGCGGCGGCGGCGCGGGCGGCGGCCGCGUCAAGAAGGGCGGCGGCGGCGGCGGCGGCGGCGGCAGCAAGAAGAGCGGCAAGAAGGGCUACCUGGGCGGCGGGGCCGGGGCGGCGGGCGGCGCGGACGCGGGCGGCAAGAAGUGGGAGCAGAAGCAGGUGCAGAUCAAGACGCUGGAGGGCGAGUUCUCGGUCACCAUGUGGUCCUCAGAUGAAAAGAAAGAUAUUGACCAUGAGACUGUGGUUGAAGAACAGAUCAUCGGCGAGAACUCGCCCCCUGACUACUCGGAGUACAUGACAGGAAAGAAGCUUCCUCCGGGAGGGAUUCCUGGCAUUGACCUCUCAGACCCCAAGCAGCUGGCCGAGUUUGCCAGAAUGAAGCCAAGAAAAAUUAAAGAAGAUGAUGCUCCAAGAACAAUAGCUUGUCCUCAUAAAGGCUGCACCAAGAUGUUCAGGGAUAACUCCGCCAUGAGGAAACACCUGCACACCCACGGCCCCCGCGUCCACGUCUGUGCCGAGUGUGGCAAGGCUUUCGUGGAGAGCUCCAAACUAAAGCGGCACCAGCUGGUCCACACUGGAGAGAAGCCUUUUCAGUGCACGUUCGAAGGCUGCGGGAAGCGCUUUUCACUGGACUUCAAUUUACGCACGCACGUGCGAAUCCACACCGGAGACAGGCCCUAUGUGUGCCCCUUCGACGGUUGUAAUAAGAAGUUUGCUCAGUCAACUAACCUGAAGUCUCACAUCUUAACACAUGCGAAGGCCAAAAACAACCAGUGAGAAGAGGGACCCUUCUCGACCGCAGGAACAUCUUCCAGGAGAUGAUUGGGAAUAAAUACGCCCCUCCUUUGUAUAUUAUUUCUAGGAAAGAAUUUUAAAAAUGAAUCCUACACACCUAAGGGACAUGUUUUGAUAAAGUAGUAAAAUUUAAAAACAAACUUUAAUAAGAUGGCAUUGCUAAGAUGCUCUAUCUUGCUCUGUAAUCUCGUUUCAAAAACACGGUGUUUUUGUAAAGUGUGGUCCCAACAGGAGGACAAUUCAUGAACUUGGCAUCAAAAGACAAUUCUUUAUACAACAGUGCUAAAAAUGGGACUUCUUUUCACAUUCUUAUAAAUACGAAGCUCACCUGUUGCUUACAAUUUUUUUAAUUUUGUAUUUUCCAAGUGUGCAUAUUGUACACUUCUUGGGGAUAUGCUUAGUAAUGCUACGUGUGAUUUUUCUGGAGGUUGAUAACUUUGCUUGCAGUAGAUUUUCUUUAAAAGAAUGGGCAGUUACAUGCAUACUUCAAAAGUAUUUUCCUGUAAAAAAAGAAGUUAUAUAGGUUUUGUUUGCUCCCAGUUUUGGUUGUACUCUUUAAUGUUAACACAUUUUGUAUAAUUGUAUCGUAUAGCUGUAUUGAAUCAUGUAGUAUCAAAUAUUAGAUGUGAUUUAAUAGUGUUAAUCAAUUUAAACCAUUUUAGUCACUUUUUUUUUUCCCUGAAAAACAACAACAACAACAAAAUACUGCCAGAUGCUGGUGUUCAGUGUAAUUUCUUCGCCUGUCCGGUUCCAGAAAGUGGUGCUCAGUUGUAGAAUGUCUCGAACCUUUUGCCACCUGGCGUGGACAUCCGUGUGACAGGGCAACAAUGAAGCGGCACUCUACAGAAAGGCCGCGGCAGAAAGAUCUGGAAGCACAGCCUUAUUUCCCUUUGUUGUCCAGAGUAUAAUUCUAAUUCUUGAGCCUCCCAGAAAUUGGAAGCAAAAUAAAGCAACUCAAGUUUUCUUUAUUUUUUUCACUCAGUGACAGUGACUUGUAAGUGAGGCGGUGCAUGGGUCUUCUGGUCCUUCCUACGUGCGCUGCGUUCUCCGAGGGCAGGUAACAGGUGUCCGUGUUAAGGAACUACCUCAGUACCCCCAGACCGGCCCGCGGGGCGACGGGGCUGGACUCUAGCUUCCCCGGCGGGCGUGCCCGGGCGGCACGGGCCUGCAGGUAAGGUGUCGGCCGGCAAGGGGCUGGCACAGAGGGAGGCCCGGGCAUCUCCGGACCCGGCAGCCUGCGAAGGUGCCUUGGCCUGGGCUCGCGGGCCGCCGGCUCUGGGUGACGGCCUCUGCGUGGCACCCGCAGCGUUGAGCACCCAGUGGCUCGCUCUUAGCUUCGGCGCAGAUAGCGAAUGCAGACCGGCAAGGUGCUGGCUGGCUGGCUGAGAACAGUUGUACUCAGUGAGUACUUGACCUCUCACUUUGUGACCUCUUCAACGUGAUUCUGACUCCUGGACUUCAGUCGGAGGAGAACCUUUUCUAAACUGCCGGCGAAACCCCGUGUCCUCCAAAUGCAGUCAUGCCGUGUGCUUGAUGCUGCCAGGUGGUCGACCAGCUAGGGCAUCUCCGAGAUCUCUUUCCAAGCUGUGUGGGACGUCGCAGGCCCUAGAGUGCAGCCCGGGCUCUUGCAGCCUCCACUGGUCCCGUGUGGGAGGACUGGUGACCUCUGGAAUUUUGAAGUGCCUUUUGAAUCAUAAAUGAAAAAAAAAAUUUAAGACACUUUUUUUAUUAUUAUUAUUCGUUCAGAAUCUGUUAUCCAGUGAGUAGUUUGAUGGAACUGUGUUAUUCAGAAGACCCCAGGCUUUGCUGUCUCUGGCCAUCAGGAGAGGUGAGCCUUGUUACAGUCCCCUUCGGAGCUGAGUGCCCCCCCCCACCCCCACCCCGGCAGCAGGCAAGUCUGGUGAGACCUGGGGCAAGGCACCCACCCCCCUCCCCUGCCCGCCAUUCCCCAGCAGACCCAGGCAGGUGGAGCUGGAGCCCCAUGGCCCAGCACCGUGCCACCCCAGCCCUGCCUUCAGGACCCCAGCCCUGGAAGACCCUCUUCCUCUGUGCCUUCACCCCCUCAGGGAGGCUCGUCUCUGUCUCUGUCCUUUUCCGUCUCUGAGCUGGUUCACCACCUCCCCCGAUCCCGUCCAUGUGUGCUUCUGCUCAUUGCAGCACUUGUUUCUGAAAGGUGGUGUGCGUAUGGGGGAGAGAGGACCCCUGGAGAGAGCGCGGUGGGCAGGCCUGCAAGCCAGCUCCAGGGUGGCCACCCUGGGCAUCGCCUGGCCCGUGUGAUUUGCCGGAAUCUGGGUUGGUGUCAGGAGAGUGGGUCGGUCAGAGGGUGGGUCUGAUUUGUAAGUGAUACUGAGGCGUGUGUUCUUACCGCUGAGCUGAAGUGAGUGCAUGUUUAGCGGGUAUAGUGUCGAGACUCCAGAGGCAAAGUUUACAUUUACCAAGAUGCUUUCUAUUUUUGGAUUUCUUAUUACCUCCCCGCCCCCUUAGGGUCGUGCUGGGGGAAGUAGAUUUGUAUAAAAGAACUCUUCGCCCCAGGAUGACAUUUAUUUUCCAAGGUGGCAGUGAACUCACUGUCAGCCCCAUGGUGUUGGCGUGCUGAGCCUGGGUCUGGGUGUUCAAAGAGAAUCAGGAUGUCACUGUGGAUUUUUUUUUUUUUUUUUUAAUUUGGUUUCCAUGUGCAAAUGUUUGAGAUCGUGUCCUUUGACAGAAGAGUUUCAGGAAGCCCAGCUGGUUGUGGUGAAGCCAGUCUGCUCAGGAAACGCUGGCCCUCUGAAAGCUUGGACCUUGGAAAGGGCUUUCCACCCACCCAGCUGCAGGCAGAGAUUGAACCACCCCACUCCAUCCCAUCCCACCCCCGAUGCCUCUUGUCUUAUGGAUCCCUGGGCAGGACAGGACAGGCACCCACUGAAGGCCUAGCGAGGUGACCUCAGAGGCCCUUGUCUCAGGAGGUGGGGGAGUGAGCCCUCACUCCGGCCUGCCGUGCCUCCUUGUGCCUCAGGGCCUUCAGGACCCUCUCCUGCACGCACACGCUGGCAGAGUGGCUAGGUCUCCUACACCCUGAUUUCCGGACGCUGACUGACCGCCUACUGGGGAGACUGCUCAGGACUCCACUCAGCUGGAGGGGAGAGUGUAGGCACGGGGUGUCUGGGCGGCACCGCAGAGACCCUUCUGCUUGUUGCGCUGGUGGCUGGUCAGGACAGGACGUCGGCUCAGCGUGGUGUAUUCCCCACCAAGCCAAGUGUGGACACACUGAGCGGAGUGCUUUGCAGCACAGACAGCCGGGCUGGGGGCAUGGCGGGGGCGUCACCAUGCUUGCCGUCGUGGCAGGGGGCGGGGGGGGGGGAGGCAGCAGCACCAAAUGGAUUGGCUUCUCCCGUGACGUGACUGCUGCCAGACCUGUGUGAAGGCUCUCCUGUCCUCAGAUGAUCCGUCAAGCCAUUUCUGGAGAACACUUGUGUUUCGCUCCACUUUCUGGUGACUUCUGUAGGCCCUGGCUCAAGGACUUCACAUUGUGUUUCAUGUGCGCCUUUCUCUUCAAUGUUGUUUGCCAUUUCUGGAAUUGUCCCUGGUUUCUCCUUAGCUCAUAGGUCAUAGUCGCAGAAAUACGAUAGUACCCAAGCACCCGCAUCAGACGGCUUUGCAUCAGAAAAACAUUUACCUAGAACUCAGUUUGAAGCACCAAGCAUGUGUAACAUGGUUCUACAAAAUAGAAUAAACGCAUAACAUUGUCAAGCUU
Molecule: messenger RNA, 5223 nt
Organism: Erinaceus europaeus (western European hedgehog)
Lineage: Eukaryota; Metazoa; Chordata; Mammalia; Eulipotyphla; Erinaceidae
Gene: YY1
Product: YY1 transcription factor
Exons: 5
Coding region: 216-1472 (418 amino acids)
Biological process (GO): regulation of transcription by RNA polymerase II
Cellular component (GO): transcription regulator complex; PcG protein complex
Molecular function (GO): RNA polymerase II cis-regulatory region sequence-specific DNA binding; DNA-binding transcription factor activity, RNA polymerase II-specific
Source: RefSeq, a predicted model, not a curated record